AUGGAGUUCAUGGCAAUUGAGGUGCUGCUUAAUAUCAACUAUAUCUAUCAGCAUAAUCUUGAGUCAUUUUUCUACAUGCUUAUCUGGCAGUGCGCCCGUAAUGGCUGGGGGAAGGAUAUUCAUUCUAGGGAUAGUAAACUUCAUGCCUGGUAUACUGGUAACUAUGAGGACAUUGUAAACAUCAAGCUUGACCAUAUGAGCAAAGACGAAAACAUAGGAUUUGGAUUCAUUUUGAGGGAGUUACCUCCAAAAUUUUGUGGUGUUGUACCUCUUUGUCAGGUCCUACAAUACUAUUCUAUUUCUUAUCUUCACAGAAAGAAAUCAAGCAGUCCGUGA
Paracoccidioides brasiliensis Pb18 is the source of this 336-nucleotide messenger RNA. RefSeq lists its product as uncharacterized. Bases 1 to 336 code for a protein of 111 amino acids. The transcript has a single exon. The record is from RefSeq and is a predicted model, not a curated record.